Molecule: messenger RNA, 2128 nt
Organism: Chroicocephalus ridibundus (black-headed gull)
Lineage: Eukaryota; Metazoa; Chordata; Aves; Charadriiformes; Laridae
Gene: ABCB8
Product: ATP binding cassette subfamily B member 8
Exons: 16
Coding region: 1-2037 (678 amino acids)
Biological process (GO): transmembrane transport
Cellular component (GO): membrane
Molecular function (GO): ABC-type transporter activity; ATP binding; ATP hydrolysis activity
Source: RefSeq, a predicted model, not a curated record
AUGCCGGAGCGGGUGUCCCCGUGUACCCCCCGCCCCGCGCUCACCCCUCUCCCCAGUUUCAGGUAUGGGGGGGGACGCCCGGGGCUGGGGGGGCUCCCCCCCCCGCCCCCCCCCCACCCCCCCUCCCCGGCCCCGCGCCCCCCAGCCCUGCGCUGCCUGCUCCUGGCCGGCCCGGCCGCCGGCUGCGCGGCCAUCGGCUGGCUGGCCACCGUCGCGCGCUGCCAGGAGGCCACCGUGUCCCCCGGCCCCCCCGAGCCCCCCGAGCCCCGGCCGGAGCCCGCCUUCGACUGGCCGCUCUUCUGGGCCUUCCUGCGCCCCCAGCUCCUGGCCCUCUCGGCCGCCGUCCUGCUGGCGCUGGGCGCAGCCCUGCUCAACGUGCGCAUCCCGGUGCUGCUGGGGCAGCUGGUGGACGUGGUGGCCCGCUGCGCCCGCGGCCCGGUCACCGGCUACCUGCGGGAGGUGCGGCGCCCGGCCCUGCGCCUGCUCGCCGUCUACUGCCUGCAGGGGCUGCUGACCUUCGGGUACAUCGCGCUGCUGGCGCGCGUCGGCGAGCGGGUGGCGGGCAGCGUGCGCAAGGCGCUCUUCAUCUCCCUGCUGCGGCAGGACGUGGCGUUCUUCGACGCCAGCCGGACGGGGCAGCUGGUGAACCGGCUGACGGCCGACAUCCAGGAGUUCAAGUCCUCCUUCAGGCUGGCCGUCUCCCAGGGCCUGCGCAGCGGCACGCAGACGGCGGGGUGCUUCGUCUCGCUCUACGUGCUCUCGCCCAAGCUCACCGCGCUGCUGCUGCUGGCGCUGCCGGCGCUGGUGGGCGCGGGGGCCCUCAUCGGCGCCCUCCUCCGCAGCCUCUCCCGCCGGGCGCAGGAGCAGGUGGCCAAGGCCACCACGGUGGCAGACGAGGUGCUGGGGAACGUGCGGACGGUGCGCGCCUUCGCCAUGGAGGACCGGCAGGCGGGGCUGUACUGCGCCGAGGUGGACCGCGCCGGCGCGCUGAGCGAGCGGCUGGGGCUGGGCAUCGCCGCCUUCCAGGGGCUCUCCAACCUGGCGCUCAACGGCAUCGUGCUGGGGACCAUCUUCGUGGGGGGCUCCCUGAUGGUGGGGGACGAGCUCUCCCCGGGCGACCUCAUGUCCUUCCUGGUGGCCUCGCAGACGGUGCAAAGGUCCAUGGCCAACAUCUCCAUCCUCCUCGGGCAGGUGGUGCGUGGCCUGAGCGCCGGCGCCCGCGUCUUCGAGCUGCUGCGGCUGGAGCCCGGCGUGGGGCUGCGGGGGGGGGGCUCCAUCCCCCACCACUCCCUGCUGGGCCGCGUCUGCUUCCACCGCGUCUCCUUCAGCUACCCCUCCCGCCCCGGCUACCCCGUGCUGCGCGACUUCAGCCUCACCCUGCCCCCCUGCAAGACGGUGGCCAUUGUGGGACCCUCCGGAGGGGGGAAGUCGACGGUGGCGGCGCUGCUGGAGCGGUUCUACGAGCCCACGCAGGGCACCAUCACCCUGGACGGCCACGACAUCUCCCGCCUGGACCCCUCCUGGCUGCGGGGGCGCGUCAUCGGCUUCAUCAGCCAGGAGCCGGUGCUCUUCGGGACGACCAUCCUGGAGAACAUCCGCUUCGGGAAGCCGGGAGCCUCCGACGCCGAGGUGGUCGCCGCCGCCCGCCUGGCCAACGCCGACGGCUUCAUCCGCACCUUCCCCGAGGGCUACCACACCGUCGUGGGCGAGCGGGGCGCGGCGCUGUCGGGGGGCCAGAAGCAGCGCAUCGCCAUCGCCCGCGCCCUGCUGAAGGACCCGGCCGUGCUGGUGCUGGACGAGGCCACCAGCGCGCUGGACGCCCAGGCGGAGCGCGCCGUGCAGGAGGCGCUGGACCGGGCCGCCGCCGGCCGCACCGUCCUGCUCAUCGCCCACCGCCUCAGCACCAUCCGCCACGCAGACCUCAUCGUGGUGCUGGCGCGGGGACGGGUGGCCGAGGCGGGGACCCACGAGGAGCUGGUGCGACGGGGGGGGCUCUACGCCGAGCUCAUCCGCCGGCAGACCGAGGACGGAUCCUGAGCCGGGGGGCGGGGGGGUCCCGCUCCCCACGUGCCCCCCCCUGCUGCUCCCCAAUAAACCAGGGAUGGCCGGUGGCCGCGGCGGCUCUGCA